Carya illinoinensis is the source of this 3186-nucleotide messenger RNA. RefSeq lists its product as uncharacterized. Gene Ontology annotation, molecular function: nucleic acid binding. Lineage: Eukaryota; Viridiplantae; Streptophyta; Magnoliopsida; Fagales; Juglandaceae. The record is from RefSeq and is a predicted model, not a curated record. Bases 1 to 3186 code for a protein of 1061 amino acids. The transcript has 8 exons.
AUGGAGGAGGAAGCUCUUGUGUGGUUUAAAGGGGCAAGUGAGGCAGGAUACUUCCAUUCUUGGGAGGAUUUUAUAAAGGCAGUACAAGUAAGGUUUGGUACAUCAUAUGAUGAUACAAUGGAGGCGUUAACAUGUUUGAAGCAAACUAAUUCUGUUACUGCUUAUAAGGCAGAAUUUGAGUUGCUUUCAAAUAGGAUUAAAGGAGUUACUGAAGAAAACAAGCUCAAUUAUUUUUUAAGUGGAUUGAAGGAUGAAGUGAGAAUUCCAGUACGUAUGUUGAAACCAAUCAAUUUGAAUGAUGCAUUUGGGUUGGCAAGAAUGCAAGAAGAGCAUGCUUGGUUAAAUAAAAGUUUAGGGAAAACUACUUACAGUGAGUCUGCACCUCGGAUUAAAGGAGGUUCAAUUUUGGGGGUACCAAAAGGGCUGCCCUCUACAAGGCUGCCUUAUCAAAAGGUUUCCCCCUCACAAAUGCAAGAAAGGAGAAAGAAGGGUUUCUGUUAUUUUUGUGAGGAAAAAUGGCACCAAGGCCACAAGUGUAGUAAACCAAGAAUCUACCUUUUAGAAGGUAUGGAUAUUCUUGUUGCUGAGAUUGUUGAAGAUGAAGAAAUAGUACCUGAAGAAAAACCUGUCAAGGUUGCAAAUGUGGCUUCAAUUUCCUUACAAGCUAUUGUUGGGUCACCUAAUCCUAUGAUAAUAAGGAUUGUGGGACAAAUUAAUAAAAAGAAAGUGGUGAUUUUAAUAGAUACUGGUAGGACCCACAACUUUGUGGAUGCUACAAUUGCAGCUAAAUGUGCUUUAACAGUUGAGAGAGAUCAGUCAAUACAAGUUCGAGUGGCCAAUGGGGAGUGGCUUCAAUCUUUGGGUCCUAUAAUGUUGAAUUUUGCUAAGUUGCAAAUGGAGUUUUCUUAUGAUAAUGGAAGUAUGGUUCUUAAAGGACUUAGCUCACCAACUUCUGAGUUGGUGGAUAAUAAAGAAAUAACUGUUAUUUCUAAAGUGGGUUCCAAGGGAUUUUGGCUCCAAUUGAUGGCUGUAGAGCCAGUUCAGAAGCAAAUGAUAUCUUGUCCUCAGGAAGAAAUUGAAAAGAUUGUAGCUGAGCUCCUACAGACUGGUGUAAUUAGGCCCAGCCAAUCACCAUUUUCAUCACCUGUGCUCUUGGUCAAGAAGGCAAAUGGGUCUUGGAGGAUGUGUAUGGAUUAUAGAAUGCUUAAUGAGGCCACCAUUAAAGAUAAGUAUCCCAUUCCAGUAGUUGAUGAGCUGUUAGAUCAGUUAUUUGGCUCUACUAUCUUUUCAAAAAUGGAUUUAAGAUCAGGGUAUCAUCAAAUUCGAACGAGGCCUCAAGAUAUUCAUAAAACUGCAUUUAGAACACAUGAGGGUCAUUAUGAGUUCCUUGUUAUGCUUUUUGGACUCACUAAUGCCCCCUUAACUUUUCAAACUCUCAUGAAUGAUGUCUUUAGACCAUUUUUGAGAAAAUUUGUUAAUGUGUUCUUUGAUGACAUUCUUAAACACCAGUUAUACGCUAAGAAGUCCAAAUGCAAUUUUGCAUGCAAGGAGAUUGAGUACUUAGGCCAUGUGAUUUCCAAGGAGGGUGUGAGAGCUAACCCGAGGAAAUUAGAGGCAAUGAUUGCAGCACCACUUACUGUCUUGCUUAAAAAGGAUGCCUUUGUAUGGAAUGAAUCUGCUACACAAGCUUUUACAGCUUUAAAGGAGGCUGUUGUGAGUCCACCUGCUUUAAAAGGGAAGAUUUUAUCUCUUUCCACUUACGAAAAGGAGUUGCUUGCUUUGAAAAUAGGUACAACAGCUCAACAAAAAUGGAUCUCAAAGCUGUUGGGCUAUGAGUUUUCAAUUGAGUAUAAAAAGGGAGCUGAAAAUAAAGUUGCUGAUGCCUUGUCUCGAAGGGAUGGGUUAGAAGAUGAAGCUGCAAUAGUUUUUGCCAUUUCAUAUCCAACUCCAGUUUGGUUGGAUGAAUUGAAACAGGCCUAUCUAUUUGAUCCAGUGGUUCAAGAACAGUUAGCUGUGUUGAAGAAUGGUGCUGCUGCAAACUCUAAGUUUGUUAUAAAGCAUGCAGUGUUAAUGAGGAAAUGGAAGAUAUAUGUUCCUAACUCUCAUGAGUUGAAGCUUAAACUUCUGCAUUUUAAACAUGCCAGCCCUUCUACUAGUCAUUCAGGCUAUCAUAAAUCUUUGCAGAGAGCUAGGCAAGACUUUUAUUGGCCUGGUUUGAAAAAAGAAGUGAAGACUUAUAUUCGAGAAUGUGAGGUGUGCCAGAAGAAUAAGGUGGAAAAUAUAAACCCUCCUGGGUUAUUGCAACCAUUGCAUGUGCCUCAAUUAAUUUGGACAGAUUUGUCUAUGGACUUUGUAGAAGGUCUUCCAAUUUCUAAAGGCUCUUCAGUAGUUAUGGUGGUGGUGGAUAGAUUAUCAAAAUAUGCGCACUUUAUGCCUCUUAAACAUCCCUUUACAGCAGCAAAGGUAGCUUUGGUUUUCUUAUAUCAUGUUUUUAAGUUGCAUGCUGACAAGCCAAGGCUCUGGUCUGAUUGGUUGACCUUAGCUAAGUGGUGGUAUAACACCACAUUUCACACUUCAACAAAGUUAACUCCUUAUGAGAUAGUUUAUGGCAGGCCCCCAACCAAGCUGCAGUCCUUUGUUCCUGGCCUUACUACUAACCAGGUAGUAGAGGAAGUUUUAAGAACCAGAGAAGAAAUUAUGGCCACUUUGAAGUCAAAUUUAAAUGCUGCUCAAGGAAGGAGAAUUGAAAGACAAUUCAACGUGGAAGAUUGGUUUUUCUUAAGGCUACAACCAUACAGACAACAAUCUUUAGCAGUUAGGAGAAAUUUCAAACUGUCUCCUAAGUUUUAUGGGCCAUUUCAGGUCAUUGAGAGGAUUGGGCAGGUGGCUUAUAAGUUGUUAUUGCCUCAAGGGUUUGCUAUACACCCAGUUUUUCAUGUCUCUUGCCUUAAGAGGAAGUUGGGCCAACUUGUUUCACCUUUGUCAACGUUACCACCAGUUCAUUUUAAGGGGGAAUUGAUUCCAGAACCUGAAUGUAUUCUGCAGAGGAGGUUCAGAAAAAUGAACAACAGACCAUUGACUGAAGUUUCAGUACAAUGGAAAGGAGGGGCAGUUGAGGAUGCGACUCGGGAACCUUACUUGCAAUUAAAAAAUAACUACCCUCACCUUGUGGGCAAGGUUUUCUAA